Molecule: messenger RNA, 2265 nt
Organism: Mus pahari (shrew mouse)
Lineage: Eukaryota; Metazoa; Chordata; Mammalia; Rodentia; Muridae
Gene: Trmt61a
Product: tRNA methyltransferase 61A
Exons: 4
Coding region: 90-962 (290 amino acids)
Biological process (GO): tRNA methylation
Cellular component (GO): nucleus; tRNA (m1A) methyltransferase complex
Source: RefSeq, a predicted model, not a curated record
GAAGUGCGGCGGCCGCAGUGGAGCCACGUGUGGAGCCGGGAGCCGGCCUCUGUAUGCUGCGUCCCUGACACUUGGCAAACAUUAACACCAUGAGUUUCGUGGCAUACGAGGAGCUGAUCAAGGAAGGCGACACAGCCAUCCUGUCACUGGGCCACGGCUCGAUGGUGGCAGUGCGUGUGCAGCGUGGAGCCCAGACCCAGACCCGACAUGGCGUCCUGAGGCACUCCGUGGACCUCAUUGGCCGCCCAUUUGGCUCCAAGGUGAUUUGCAGCAGAGGCGGCUGGGUGUAUGUGCUGCACCCUACGCCUGAGCUCUGGACAGUGAACCUGCCCCACCGCACGCAGAUCCUCUACUCCACCGACAUUGCCUUAAUCACCAUGAUGCUGGAGCUGCGGCCCGGUUCUGUGGUCUGUGAAUCAGGCACAGGCAGUGGCUCUGUAUCCCACGCAAUCAUCCGCAGCAUCGCCCCCACUGGCCACCUACACACAGUAGAGUUCCACCAGCAGCGGGCAGACAAGGCCCGGGAGGAAUUCCAGGAGCAUCGGGUGAGCCAGUGGGUGACUGUGCACACCCAGGAUGUAUGCCGCAGUGGCUUCGGAGUGGUCCACGUGGCUGACGCCGUCUUCUUGGAUAUCCCAUCACCCUGGGAAGCUGUGGGCCAUGCCUGGGAUGCCCUCAAGGUUGAAGGUGGGCGCUUCUGCUCCUUCUCUCCGUGCAUUGAGCAGGUGCAGCGCACAUGCCAAGCGCUGGCAGCCCAUGGCUUCACAGAGCUCAGCACCCUGGAGGUACUACCACAGGUCUACAAUGUGCGCACUGUCAGCCUGCCCUUGCCUGACCUGGGGACCAACAACUUAGAGGUCACUGUGGGCUCUGAUGCCAGCCCCUUCCGUAGUGGCACACCCAUGAAGGAGACCGUGGGCCACACUGGCUACCUGACUUUUGCCACCAAGACCCCAGGCUAGCAGGCCUCCAAAUGAGCAGCACAGGCAAGCAGGGAGGCCAGAGACUGCCUUAUAUGGUCAGCCACUGCCCUUGUAACUUGUUUAGGAAGAGAUGGGGGCGGGGCUGGGGCCUCCUGGGUGGCUGAGGGGACUAGUAGGCUGGCCCUGCUCAGUCGGGAGGCAUUGCUGUCUUCUGAGGGGGAAGUCUCCGCUUCAUCACAGUGCAAGCUCAGUCCUGGCUCUUUGUUGUCAACAUAGAGUUUCCUCUCCAUAGGCUUUCCUGGGUUUUGAGACUAAAUGGUAUAAGUUGAGGACGGCGGAAGCGUUGGGCACUGCCUGUGGCCUGGGCUGACCUAUGGGAGUGUAGACUGUCCCAUCCCUGGUGCAAGGCUCCAGCCCCUGGUGCUCCAGAGCUUAGCCAGAAGCUGUGGUUGAGCUAAGUUAACCUGAAAGCCUGGCCCAGAGCUUAGCCAGAAGCUGUGGUUGAGCUAAGUUAACCUGAAAGCCUGGCCCUGCCGUCCUCUCCCUGUACUUCCCUGAGGCUGAUGGAGGGACCAGGCUGGCCCAGGAACAAAGGAGGUGAUAAUAAUAAUUGUGUGCUGCACAGCCCAUGUGUGUGAGCAUGCCCGUGUGUGUGAGCACGCCGGUGGGGAGUUCCUGGUGUGCUGUCAUCUGGGGUUAGGCAUGAUCCUGAGGGAUGGAAUGUAGCAGGAUAGGUCCCUGCUUCAGUGACCUUCCAGCCCUCGUUGGAGCUGGGGUCAAAGAGCAGGUCAUAGAGGAGGCUGUGCACGGCAUGGGCUACGAGCCUGGCUGUGGACUUGCCGCAUGUGUCACCUUGGGCUGGUGUCCAUUCCUGGUGUGUGGCUUCAAGGGGUUUCAGUGCUCAGAUCAUCUUGGUGUGAGGCUGCCAGUCAGCUCUGCUGCUGUGAGGAGCCAGCCAUUGGGAGACUCACCAGUGUCCUACUGUAAAGACACACUGCCAGCUGUCAUACCCGAGGGCACCUAAAGGAUAAUAAAUGUUUUCCCCACUGAGCUUAGUCUCCUGUUCCCAGGACUGUCCUUCAGUGGUGCCCCACACGUGCCUUCCUGACCUCUGCCCUAUGCUCUCUGCCUCAGUAGGACUAUGGAGUUUCUGAGCUCCAGGACAGCACCACAGGGCUCUUCACGAAUGCGUGUCCUGGGCUCUUUCCCACAGUCCUAUGAGGACCCAACUCGGUGUUCCUGGGCUUACCCUCCGCCCAGGACUUGCUCUCAGCUAACAUAAUGCCUAGCCUAAAGGACUGCGGUGAGGGCCCCACGCGUGUUCAGCGGAGAGUGGGUGCCU